AAUGCAUUUCAUAAUGUCAAACACAGACGUGAACAUUUCGUUCCGCCUAUUUAUGGAGUUCCUGAAAAGCAGCUAACUCUGGUUUGUCAUUUCCAGGAGAGCUGUGUGGAAGGUUUAAUUGUGCCCAAUGUCUGCCUUUUUGCUCCUAAGACUCUUGCUCUUCAUUCAGCUGGCUUUUCAGGUAUCAGAUGGCAUUAAGCCUAUUAAAUGUCUAGAUGGCUGGACUGCAUAUGCAGGCUACUGUUACCGCCUUAACAGAGACUCCAAGACAUGGAAGGGUGCGUUAUUGUCCUGUCGAAGGGAAGAUGGAGAUUUAAUAAGCAUACACAACCUUGAAGAAUACAGCUUUGUCAUUUCUCAGCUAGGCUACAAACCAACAGAUCUUCUAUGGAUAGGACUGAAUGACCAGAAGACGCCAAUGUAUUAUGAAUGGAGCGAUGGUACUACAGUGAGAUUCACCACAUGGCAGCAAGGAAAACCUGCACACAUAAAAGAUGUGCAAAAUGACUGUGUCAUCAUGAAUGGGGAGAGUGGAUAUUGGUCAGAUUAUUUCUGUGAAGAGGAACUUGGUUACAUCUGUAAAAGACAACCUUUGGCAUCUCUACCUGAAGAGCCUGAAACUGCUGAUCCAAAUUGCCAGAAAGGCUGGAAAAGGUAUGGUUUCUACUGUUAUUUAAUUGGGCAGACAUCUGUAACAUUUUCAGAAGCAACGACAUUCUGUGAAACAAAGAAGGGAUCUCUGACUUCUGUGGAGAACAGAUAUGAACAGGCCUACCUAACUAGUCUAGUUGGACUUCGUUCUGAAAAGUAUUUCUGGAUCGGCCUUUCAGAUGUAAAGCAGCCAGGGACAUUCAACUGGACGAAUGGAGACAGUGUUCUGUUCACACACUGGAAUUCAAGAAUGCCUGGGCACAAUCCUGGCUGUGUUGCCAUGAGAACUGGGGCAGCAGCUGGAUUGUGGGAUGUUGUGAGUUGUGAGGAGAAGGCACCUUUCAUCUGCAAACAAUGGGCAGAAGGUGUGACAACGACUCCUGCCCCAAAAACAACUCCCCCACCCCCAUGCCCAGAAGGAUGGCAUCCAAGCAGUACUAGAACUGUAUGCUUUAAAGCCUAUGUGAAAGACAAACAGAACAAGAAAUCUUGGUUUGAAGCACGAGAUUUUUGUAGAGCAAUUGGAGGAGAUCUCGCUUCUGUUCACAGUCAAGAAGAACAGUUGCUUAUAAAGAAUAUAGUUAGUGCAGAUCAUUGGAUUGGUUUAAAUGAGUUGGAAACUAACAAAAGCUUCACUUGGAGUGAUGGAUCUCCUGUAGACUUUCUAGACACCAGCUUUCCAUUUAAUGAUCACAGAGAUAAAGAACAAGGAUGCAGAGGAGUUUCUGUAUAUUAUAGGUGGUGGAGACCUUCAUGGUGUCAGAGUUUUCUGAACUGGAUUUGCCAAAUAAAGAGGGGUGUAUCAUUAAAACCGGAACCACGCAAUAGUUUUGAAUAUUCGUUCAAAAGAAUUGAAGAUGGCUGGAUUGCAUAUAAGGGCAAUGAGUACUAUUUAAGCAGUGAAACGUUAUCUGCAGAACGAGCCCGGGCCUUCUGCAAGAAGCACUCAGGAGACCUUAUUGUCAUUGAAAGUGAAAGUGAAAGACUAUUUUGGUGGAAAUAUAACAAGUUUUAUGGAUCUUCUCAAGACAUUUAUAUUGGUUUAAUUUUGGGUCUCGAUAGGAAGUUCGGCUGGUUGGAUGGAACUCCGGUGACCUAUGUCGCCUGGGCCCCCAAUGAACCCAACUUUGCAAAUGAUGAUGAAAACUGUGUGGUCGUGUAUACAAACACAGGUUUAUGGAAUGAUAUAAAUUGUGGUGCUGAGAAAAAAUUCAUCUGUGAGAGGCAUAACAGCUCCGUCCGUUCAACUGUUGCUCCUACGUCACCUGCACCUCUUGGGGGCUGUGAUGACGGUUGGCUCUUCUUUGAUAACAAGUGCUUCCAAUUAUUUGGCUUUAAUGAAGGAGACAGAAAAAACUGGUCUGAUGCACGAACUGCUUGCAGAAAACUAGGAGGAAACCUGGCGACUAUAUCAAGCAAAGCUAUUCAAGCAUUUCUCACGAUGCACUUAAAAAGUAUUUCAACUCAUCCUUGGAUUGGACUGAAUGAUAUUAAUAUUGAGCACCAAUUUGUAUGGACAGAUGGAAGUGGGGUCUACUAUACAAACUGGGCCAAAGGUUUUCCACGUUAUGGUGAAGACUGCAUUUUUUUGAUGAAGAAUCCUGAAAAACUGGCAGGGAUGUGGAAAGAUGGACCAUGUUCUACUGAGAAAAGCUACAUAUGCCAAAAAAACGCUGAUCCUGGGUUUUCACACUCUGAAACGACAAUUCCAUCUUCUUUCUAUACCCUUUUUGGAAACAGCAGUUACUCUCUCGUUAGCCCCAAAAUGACAUGGGAAGAGGCCAGAAAAAAAUGUAAUUCUGAAAAGGCGGAGCUUGCUAGCAUUUUGAAUCCCUACGUUCAAUCAUUCCUUUGGCUACAGGUGUUAAGAUAUAGGGAGCCCGUGUGGAUUGGUCUAAACAGCAAUAUGACUGGGGAACAAUACAAGUGGAUAAGCAACCAGAGAGUGAUAUAUACUGCCUGGGCUCCUGAAGAGCCAAAGCAAAAAAUAGCAUGUGUCUACUUAGAUCUUGAUGGUCACUGGAAAACAGGAGCCUGCAAUGAAACAUACUUCUUUGUCUGUGAGCAGCAUCAUGGUGUAACUCCAACUAAGGCUCCAGAGUUACCAGGAAAAUGCCCUGCAUCAAAAGAAGACCAGGGAGCUUGGAUUCCUUUUCGGGCUCAUUGCUAUCAAAUCAGUCCUUCUCAGAGAGAAUGGCCAGAUGCAUCCUUCAAAUGUUCUCAGUUUGCUGCCACCUUGACUUCAAUAGAAGAUUUAGCUGAAAUUGAAUUUUUGGUGGAACACAUUCAGCAGGUUGAUCUCGGAGACUUUUGGAUAGGAUUGUUCAGAAAUAUAGAUGGAGAAUGGUUAUGGCAAGAUAACACUGCAGUGGAUUUUGUCAAUUGGCAAGAUGAAGAGCCCAUAGCAAAUCCUCUUGAUGUUUUUCAUGAUAAUGGUCACAACUGCGUUUACAUGAAUAACCAUGAUGGGAAGUGGUCCAGGACACACUGCAGCACUUAUAGGGGAUUCAUAUGUAAAAAACACAAAAUUAUUGAAGAGACAACUAAAGGACCUACAAAAAGUACAGAGCAAGAAGACAUUCCAGCAUCAGCACAUGGCAGAGUUGCAAAGGUGGUUCUCCCAGUUAUCUUCAUCCUCAUUUGUGUGGGUGUUGCAGUCUAUAUUUUCUACAAAAGAAGAAGUAGGCAACAAUAUAGCACUGGUAGCUUUGACAACUCUUUGUACUAUGACAGGGAGAUAAUUAUUCAGAAUAAUGAUUCAGAUACUCUUGCAGAUGACAGAGAGGGAAAUUAACAAAGAUUUAACAGUAUAAACAUUGCAUUGAGUUCAAUAAGACAUACUUCUGAAUCGACAUUCAAGUUCAAGAGGCAACCAUUGUUGGACAUUGUUUGGUGCAAAUACACAGAGGGUACUUUCUACAGCCAGACUCAAGAUGUGGAAUGUUCUGAAUACAUUAUUAUUAUUUAGUGAAAACUUAUUCUGUUCCUAAUAUUUUGAAAUUAAAGAUUAAUUGACUUGAGAA
This is a messenger RNA of Rhineura floridana, 3674 nucleotides long. Its product is annotated as macrophage mannose receptor 1-like. Gene Ontology annotation, molecular function: signaling receptor activity. The record is from RefSeq and is a predicted model, not a curated record. Lineage: Eukaryota; Metazoa; Chordata; Lepidosauria; Squamata; Rhineuridae. The coding region runs from base 128 to 3445 and encodes 1105 amino acids. The transcript has 25 exons.